UUCAAACCCUAGCCCUAAAUUCUCAUCUCCUUCAAAUUUAAAGCUUCCAUCUUUUUUUUUUGUUUGCUUUCCAAAGCUAAGGAUUUUCAACAUUGAUCGAUGAUGGAGCCCCCUUCUUGUCCUGGAUUCGAGUUUAACCCUGGGGAUGAUCACCUGCUGACUUUCUACCUCCCCAGAAAGAUCGCCGGAGGACGAGAUGCCCUCGCGAUCCCCAACUAUCUGAUCCGUGAUUUCGAUGUGUAUUCUACCGAGCCCUGGAAUCUGCCUCGGGACACAUUUCGAUACCAAAACAAGAAGAAGGACAUGUAUUUCUUCUCAUGUAGACAACCAACCAGUGCAAAUUCUAAAAGAGUUCAGCGUACUGCUGGACAUGGUUUCUGGUACGGAGCAAGAGGAGAUGAAAAAGUCUAUUAUGAAUCUCAACAUGUUGGGUAUAAAACAGUCCUGACUUUUAAAUAUAUCAAGGGGGGUAAGGAGAUAAACAGUAACUGGAUCAUGCAUGAGUUUCAUCUCAAGCCUCCUGAGAACGGUAACAAGUUUGAGAGCAAGGUACUCUGCAGAAUUCACAUGAAUAAUACCAAGAAAGAUAGUGAAGGAGGGGCAGAUGCAGAGUCUGGUGUUGCGGCUCUAAUUGAACAAGAAGAACAGGGAACAGCAUCAGUAGUAACGAACAUAAAGGAAAGGCCUCGAAAGAGGAAGCGGGUGGACGUUUCGUCGUCGUUACCGUCUACAUCAUCAUCACUGCCUGCAUUUGUUCCCUGCAAAGAAGCAGAAGCCUUGAUUUCAACCUUGGAUGAAAAGCCGCAUACUGUUUUCGAACAAAAGGAAGAAGUGGAUGAAAGGCAGGUGAUAGAGAUGUUGCUUAAGGAACACGAAGUGAUGACAAAUCAUUCUAUGGCAGCUGCAGAAUUUCACAAUUCUUAUGAAGCAUCAUCCUCAUUGAUCAACGUUCUUCCACCAACAUCGCAGGAUGACGGGACAUGGGAGGAUUUGGACAUUGAUGUUAGUACUGUCUCUUAUUUGGAUGAGUUGAUGGAAUGUUUCACUGACUCUUGA
Messenger RNA from Asparagus officinalis (garden asparagus), 1056 nucleotides. Its product is annotated as NAC domain-containing protein 41-like. The record is from RefSeq and is a predicted model, not a curated record. Gene Ontology annotation, biological process: regulation of DNA-templated transcription. Gene Ontology annotation, molecular function: DNA binding. Bases 100 to 1056 code for a protein of 318 amino acids. The transcript is spliced from 3 exons. NCBI's taxonomy places the organism in Eukaryota, Viridiplantae, Streptophyta, Magnoliopsida, Asparagales, Asparagaceae.